Messenger RNA from Alternaria burnsii, 1620 nucleotides. RefSeq lists its product as uncharacterized. The coding region runs from base 1 to 1620 and encodes 539 amino acids. The transcript has a single exon. NCBI's taxonomy places the organism in Eukaryota, Fungi, Ascomycota, Dothideomycetes, Pleosporales, Pleosporaceae. The record is from RefSeq and is a predicted model, not a curated record.
AUGACGAACAACAACGACAAUAAUCGACGCGAUCACACCCGACCCGAAGACAACCCCUUCAUCGCCUUCCGCCGUUUCGCCGAUUCCCAGGUCUCGUCGCUCCUCAACACCGUCUUCACGCUUCCCGCCACCAUCGCGAACUACAACAACGCGCAUCACGCCCGCGAGCAGUGUCUUUUUGGCAAGGCCGACGAACGGCAGUGUGCCAAGCUUCGCGACAUUGAAGCUGACAUUGCCGAGCUGCGAAAUGAAAGCCGAGAGUUGUUCAGGAUUGGCCAUGUCCAGGCUGUGUUGCGCAAUAGUGAAACCCUCAUGAAGCUCGAUCGCAAAGCCGACGAGAUAAGAAAAGAGAUACUUGGCGAUGUAACAAAGAGCGAUGAGCUGCAGACCGCGCGACAGAACGAUGCUGGCCUCGUCGAAAGGGUGGCCAACGAGAAGGGUCAGGAGUGGGGAUGGUCGUGGGACUGGGGCUUUCCUCGACCGUUCGACAACGAAAACAGGGGCUCGUCGGCAGCCUCUGACGAAGAUGGGGCUAGGGAGUGGAUGCAAUUAGAAACAUUGCUGCGGAUGCAGGCAGAAGCGAGAAGAUUGGCCGAGGAGUUCAAGGACAAGGCUUGGGACGAUCCUGUGACAGACGUCGCAAAGUUCGACAACUACAACGAAUCUCGCCCAGAAGACGGAAAGCCCCAGGUGUGGACAUGGUCCAAAUCCUGGCAAUGGCCGCCGCCAGCAGAUGCAUCGCAGAUCGAUGACGCUGCCUAUUCUCCGCGCACACUCGAGCAGAACCGCGACAUGGACAAGGCCGGCGUGCCUUGGCAAGCGGCCUACGAAGAUCUUCUACGAGCCGAACAGGCCGAAUCUCCACACUGUAUGAGGGGCAGCGAAUGGAGAGCCUGGGGAAGGAAGAGGACCCCACUGUUACAAGAGCGCAAGGAGACGUUCCAGGACAAAUCAAAGACCAGUCAUCCUAGCGUGGUGGAUGACGAUACAUCGGACAACUACUGGGUUCAUGGCAAGAUUCCCAUCACGCAACGCCAGCUGGAAGAAACCAUGGAUCGCGAUGAGGAGCCAAGCUGCCCUCACCUUGCAACGAGCGACGAGCCGAGCUACGAAUACAGCCACGAUCAUGAAGACCAGCACGAUGAUCUUCCCACGCCGAAGCAGGACCGGUUCCCCUACGCCGACACUGUCAGGCGUGACACAUACAAUACUGUUUUGCACGCAGCACACGAAAGGGAUGAGGAAGCAGAGACUGAGAUGGAUGUGUACGAGCGUAUGGACGCUGUGUCGCGAGGCCCAGCCUCAGCACCCGGGCCCACUUCGGUAUCAUCUGCGAUCGCUGAGCAGAUGAACGAGGCGAAGCCUUCAAUUCUUUCCACGCUUACGACGACCGAGCGAACUGUCGCGUCUGACGGCUCCAUAACAACCAAAGUGGUACUAAAGAAGCGGUUCGCGGAUGGACGAGAAGAAAGCUCAGAGACUGUACACACCCAGCGCGGCCAAGGAAAUGAUCAAACGCCACGCGAUCCUUGGAAGGCGUUCCACGAUACGCAAUUGGUACAGGCCGAGCCAAAGAAUGGAGAAAAGAAGAAGGGCAGCGGCUGGUUCUGGUCCAACUAG